UGCAAAAAGAUCUUGUCGUCACCGAGCGCGAGCGCGACACGGCACAACACAUCGCCGUACGAUCUUAUCACAAGCUACGCGGCCACGCACCAAAACAUCUUUGCUUGCGCUCGCGCGCGGCCGCCGCGGAAUACGCAUCAGCGUCACGAUCGAGAUCUCGAUCUCUCUAUCGAUGGGUCGGACGACGGGUGACCACCACGCCGUCGACGGCCGGCUGGAGGCGCUGCUCUCCGGCGGCGCCGGCGACGGCGAGCGCGGCGGUUCCGAGCCAUGGCUCCGGCGCAUGGCGGCGGCGGCGGCGCUGGAGCUGCGGCUGCUGGCGCCCCUCGCCGCGCCGGCCGUGGUGGUCUACAUGCUCAUCAUCGUCAUGUCGUCCACCACGCAGAUCGUCUGCGGCCAGCUCGGCAACGUCCAGCUCGCCGCCGCCUCCCUCGGCAACAACGGCAUCCAGGUCUUCGCCUACGGCCUCAUGCUGGGGAUGGGGAGCGCGGUGGAGACGCUGUGCGGGCAGGCGUACGGCGCCGAGAAGUACGAAAUGCUGGGCGUGUACCUGCAGCGCUCGACGGUGCUGCUCAUGGCCACCGGCGUGCCGCUCGCCGUCAUGUACGCCUUCUCGGAGCCCAUCCUCCUGCUGCUCGGCCAGUCGCCGGAGAUCGCCGGCGCCGCCGCGGAGUUCGCCUACGGCCUCAUCCCGCAGAUCUUCGCCUACGCCGCCAACUUCCCCAUUCAGAAGUUUUUGCAGGCGCAGAGCAUCGUGGCGCCCAGCGCCUACAUCCUCGCCGCCAGCUUCGUGCUCCACGUGGCGCUGAGCUGGCUCGCCGUCUACGUGCUGGGCCUCGGCCUGCUCGGGGCCUCGCUCACGCUCAGCCUCACGUGGUGGGUUCUUGUUCUGGGCCAGUUCGCGUACAUUGUGUGGAGCCCGCGGUGCAGGGAUACGUGGGCUGGAUUUACCUGGGCCGCCUUCGCUGACCUGCCUGGUUUCGCCGGUUUAUCCAUCGCGUCGGCGGUGAUGCUGGCGCUCGAGGUGUGGUAUUUCCAGGUGCUCAUCCUUCUCGCCGGCAUGCUGCCGGACCCGCAGGUCGCGCUGGACUCGCUCACUGUCUGUACUUCGAUCCAGUCAUGGGUGUUCAUGAUCUCUGUGGGCUUCAAUGCAGCUGCCAGUGUGAGAGUAGGAAAUGAACUGGGCGCCGGCAACCCCAGGUCUGCCGCGUUCUCUGCGUGGAUGGUCACGGCCCUGUCGGCGUUCGUAUCAGCAAUUGCCGGUCUCGUCACUUUCCUGCUCAGGGACAAGCUCAGCUACAUCUUCACCACCGGCGAGGUCGUUUCGCGCGCCGUAGCCGACCUGUGCCCCUUGCUCGUUGGGACCAUUCUGCUCUGCGGGAUCCAGCCCGUGUUGUCAGGUGUGGCCGUUGGCUGUGGGUGGCAAGCAAUGGUAGCCUACAUCAACAUUGGAUGCUACUACUUCAUCGGCCUUCCACUCGGUGUGCUUCUUGGAUUCAAGUUUGACUUUGGAAUCAAGGGAUUGUGGGGAGGCAUGAUAGGGGGCACCCUGAUCCAAACACUUAUACUGAUCUGGAUCACGUUGAGAACUGACUGGAACAAGGAGGUCGAGGAAGCGCGGAAAAGAUUAGAUAAGUGGGACGACACAAGGCAGCCUCUUCUCGCAGACAAGGAGUGAUGAUGUCAGGAGUGGAUGACGAACCAAUAUGCAGCUCAAGUUGAUCCAGUCUGCAGUAUAUUUUCAGUUGCCAUCCCUUCUGCCGCUGCUAACUGCAAUGAUAGACCACUCAGUUCAGAGAUGUACUGAUGCGUAGUUUUUUUUUCCCGGGAACAUGUCGUGAUCACUAGUUCACUCGGUUCUCCUAUGAGAUCGUGCUAAAUUUCAGAAUUCACAAGCAAUUCUUCUCGUCUAAUAUCAUGCUAAAUAGUAUAAAAUGAAUUAUGAGAGAGGUUAUUUUCA
This is a messenger RNA of Setaria italica (foxtail millet), 1960 nucleotides long. Its product is annotated as protein DETOXIFICATION 40. Gene Ontology annotation, biological process: xenobiotic detoxification by transmembrane export across the plasma membrane. Gene Ontology annotation, cellular component: membrane. The coding region runs from base 173 to 1678 and encodes 501 amino acids. The transcript is spliced from 7 exons. The record is from RefSeq and is a predicted model, not a curated record. Gene Ontology annotation, molecular function: xenobiotic transmembrane transporter activity; antiporter activity. Lineage: Eukaryota; Viridiplantae; Streptophyta; Magnoliopsida; Poales; Poaceae.